AUGGCGCAGAUGGCGGUUGCGCCGCCGGCAGCAGCGGCGGGCGUGGCGGUGACGAUGGCGGGGCCUGCAGGCGUGUCGAGCAGGGCGCUCGUGGCGGCGGCGCGGCCCGGGUUCGGCAAGGCGGGGCGGCCCGUGAUGCUGCUGGCCAACCACUUCAAAAUCGACUUCCAGGACCUGGUCAUCUACCACUACGACGUGGAAUUCUCCCCCGCGCUCGCCUCCAAGGGCGUCAUGCGCGCAGCCAUCCGCCAGCUGGCGGAAACCUACAGCGCGCAGCUCGUCUCCCCCGCUCCUGGCGGCGCCCCCAGCGCCCCCGUGCGCCCCGUCUUUGACGGCAUGAAGAACAUUUUCACUGCCCGGCCGCUGCCAUUCGACAGCCAGGAGUUUCGCGUGGUGCUUCCCGAAAAAGACGAAGGGGCAGGGGCGGGGAGAGGCGGCGGAGGAGGCGGGGGGAGGGGAGGUAGCAGCAGUGGUGGUGGGCGCGGGCGCGGAGGGGGGGAGCGGAGGGAGCGGGCGGUGAAGGUGACGGUGAAGCUAGCCCAGCAGUACCCCAUGUCGUCCAUGGCCUCGUUUCUUCAAGGGCGCCAGGCCGACAUCCCUCAAGUGCUGCUUCAGGCACUCGACGUGGCGCUGAGGGAGCGCCUCCUCACCAGCCUCACUCCGGUGGGUCGCUCGCUCUACUCCGCCUCGCUCGGCAGCACAGCGCUGGGCGGCGGGGUAGCGGCGUACCGCGGCUUCUUCCAGUCCGUGCGCUUCUCCCAGCAGGGCCUGGCACUCAACGUCGACAUGGCCGCCACCGCUUUCCACCACGACAUGCCGCUCCUCACCUUUGCGGCUGACUUUCUCGGGCGCGGAGGGGGUGGGGGCGGGGGUGGGAGAGGCGGAGGGAGGGGUGGGUAUGGGGGGAGGGGUGGGCGGGGCGGGGGAGGGGGCGGGGGAGGCGGGUUUGCGCCGAAUGCGUCGCUGAGUGAUGGGGAGAGAGUGAAGCUGAAGCGUGCGCUGCACGGCAUCAAAGUGGGCGUCACUCACCGCGACACGCCCCGCCGGUACCGCAUUCAAGGCCUCACGCGCGAGCCAGCCCAUGCGCUCACCUUCACCAUAGAAGGGCAGGGGGAGACCUCCCUGGUGGCAUAUUUUCGCUCCGCCUACGGCUACACCAUCCGCCACCCCAACCUGCCGUGCGUCAUGGCGGGCGGCGGCGGCAAGAGCUAUCUGCCAAUGGAGGUGUGCCACAUCAUUGGCGGGCAGCGGUACGGGCCGAAGCUGAAUGAGGAACAGGUCAGCAGCCUGCUGCGCUUCACGUGCACUCGGCCGGACGUGCGGGCGGGGGAGAUUGGGAGCAUGGUGGUUCGCAAUGACUACCCCAACGACCCCUAUGCGCGUGAGUUCGGCAUGCUGGUGCAUCCCGAGAUGACGCGCCUGCAGGGCCGCCUGCUGGAGCCGCCCCGCCUCGUGUACAAGGAUAAGAAGGACGUGGUGCCGCGCUUUGGAGCGUGGAACAUGAUGGGGGGGCAGAGGCUGAUAGACGGGGCGCGCAUAACGCACUGGACCAUCAUCAACUUCGCCCCCUACCUCGACGCCAUGGGCGUGCAGCGCUUCGGCCAGGCCCUCACGCAGCGCUGCGCUGAGCUGGGCGUGCAUAUGGAGCCGCGCCCGGUGGUGCCGCCCCUGACGGGGCGGGUGGAGGCGGUGGAGGCGGUGAUGCGCCAGCUGGCGGACGCUAGCAGCCGAGCGGUGCCCCCCGGGCAGUGGCUGCAGCUGGCCGUGGUGAUUCUGCCGGGCCGAGGCACGUUCUACAAUGAGAUCAAGCUGAUCGCUGAGACGCAGCUGAACGUGGUCACGCAGUGCUGCCUCGUGAACCACGCUCACAAGUGCCAGUCACAGUACCUGGCCAACCUGGUGUUGAAGAUCAACGUGAAGCUGGGCGGCCGCAACGUGCUGCUGCAGUCAGAGAGCAUCGGCCGCCUGCCCAUGGUGGCGGAGCGCCCCACCAUUGUGUUCGGCGCCGAUGUGACGCACCCCAGCCCGGGAGAUGAUUCGUCUCCUUCCAUCGCUGCUGUCGUCGCUUCUCGGGACUGGCCGUGUGCGAACCGGUACGGGUGUCUGCUGCGCACGCAGGCGCACCGGCAGGAGAUGAUAGAGGGGCUGCAUGAGGAGAGGCGCGGGGCGGACGGCAGCGUGCAGGCGGGCGGGUUGGUGCGCGAGCUGCUGAUGGAGUUCUAUCAGACCGCCAAGCGCAAGCCUGAGCGGAUUAUCUUCUUCAGGGACGGUGUUAGUGAAGGCCAGUUCUACCAGGUGCUGGCCUACGAGCUGGAGGCAGUGCGAGCAGCGUGCAGGGCCAUGGACCCGUCGGGCAGCUACAGCCCGCGCAUCACGUACGUGGUGGUGCAGAAGCGGCACCACACGCGGCUGUUCCCCGCUGACAACAACCGCGACAAGAACGGCAACGUCAUGCCGGGGACAGUCGUGGACUCGGUCAUCUGCCACCCGCGCGAGUUUGACUUCUUCCUCAACUCGCACGCAUCCAUCCAGGGCACGUCACGCCCAACGCACUACCGAGUGUUGUGGGACGAGAACAGCUUCACAGCCGACAGCAUGCAGGCGCUCUGCUACUCCCUCUGCUACACCUACGCGCGCUGCACGCGCUCCGUCUCCCUCGUGCCGCCCGCCUACUACGCUGACCUGGCGGCCACGCGCGCGCGCCUCUACCUGGAGGGCAUCUCGGGCAGCAUGCGGGGGAGCGGGUCCGAGAGUGGGUCGGCAGCCGGCCGAGCGGCAGGGGGAGGCGAGGUGGCGGGGUCGGGUGGCACGGGGAGCUCCAGUGGGUCGUCCAGGGUGGGGGGGGCGCCGCCUGUGGUGCCGCUGCCAGUGGUCAUGCCUGUCCCCAGGAAGGGCAUGUUCUUCUGCUGA
This is a messenger RNA of Closterium sp. Yama58-4, 2910 nucleotides long. Lineage: Eukaryota; Viridiplantae; Streptophyta; Zygnematophyceae; Desmidiales; Closteriaceae. The record is from the annotation of a GenBank genome assembly.